UCAGUGAACCGUAGAAGCCAAGGGAAGGGCCGCGAAGCCAGGAGAAACAGAGUCCACAACCCGCCGAUCCCCCUACUACCCCGAUCUCUUUAUGGUUUCCGUUAACGCCAAGCCGGCCGACGGCGGAGGCGGCGGAGGAGCGGCGGUGCUCUUCUUCUCCGACCCUCACCACCACAAGCAGCCCAGCGGGCCCAUGGCACUCCCCGGGCUGGCCGGCGGUGGCUCCCUCGCGAGUCCCUCCGCGGCUGCCGCCGCCACCGCGUCGUCGUCCGACGACCCCAGCAAGAAGAUCCGGAAGCCGUAUACUAUCACCAAGUCUAGGGAGAGCUGGACGGAGCAGGAGCACGACAAGUUCCUCGAGGCCCUCCAGCUUUUUGAUCGUGACUGGAAAAAGAUAGAAGCAUUUGUUGGCUCGAAGACAGUCAUCCAGAUAAGGAGCCAUGCACAGAAAUACUUUCUGAAGGUUCAAAAGAAUGGGACAAGUGAACAUGUACCGCCCCCUCGACCCAAGCGAAAAGCAGCUCAUCCAUAUCCACAGAAGGCCUCUAAAAAUGGAACAUCUGCAGCUCCCCUGAUACCUCAAGUGACAACUCCACUUCAAGCUUCUCCACAUCUGCUUGAACCAGGGUAUGCCCUCACGACAGAUGCAUCUUCUGUGCUGCGGAACUCUACCACCAGCACAACAGUUUCUCCACGGGCUCAUAGUUCUGUUCAGCCUGUUAGUGCAUCUCAUGCAAUAAAAGAUGAUGUAGGACCUGCUGGAGCUAUUACGGCAAAUAACGGCUGUUGUAGCAGCACUGAGAGCCCAUCUAUAACUUGGCAAACUGGUGAAACAACUGAUCAAGAAAAUCAUGUCCCGUCUCUUCGUGUUAUGCCGGACUUCACUCAGGUGUACAGCUUUCUUGGCAGUGUGUUUGACCCGAAUACAAGUGGUCAUUUGAAGCAACUGAAAGAAAUGGAUCCAAUUGAUGUUGAAACAGUAUUGUUGUUGAUGAAGAAUCUAUCAAUUAAUUUGAUUAGCCCUGAAUUUGAGCCCCAUAGAAGGUUGCUCUCUUCAUACAGUAGCACAGAGGAAGUUAAACUUGGUAGUGCUAACAAGUCUCUCCAAGUUAGUGAACUAUGAAUACUUCAUUCAUGGUGAAGGGUGAAUGAAUGGCAUUCAAGCUUCUACGGCUGUAAUAUAUUCAGUUUGCAGUGGCUCAUACACUCCAAGGCAGUGAGGAUUAGCCUGCACAUCUAAGUGGGGAGUUUCUCCAUUUUCCAUUGUGAGCUUUCUCGAUCCACAAGCCUUGAGGUCUAGAAUAAUGCUUGUAGUAAGAUCUGGACAUCUGGUGAUGAGAUAACUCUUGUACAGAUCCCUGACGUCUUCUGUUUCUUAGGGUUUGAUUUGUGCGCGCAAUAUAUAUAUAUAUAUAUAUAUAUAUAUAUAUCAGCUUUUGCAAUCUAUGUAAAUUUCUGAGAAUUCGUGCCAGCAUAGAGGAUGCAUGCUGCUUGAUUUCUCCUGUAUCUAUAUUUUAUGUCAGUUUCCUAUGUAGAAUCCCUGACACAGUACCUCUUAAAGUUUUUAUGAAAUAUAUAACAAGGGCGAGUUACUCUUGAAUAAUGA
Messenger RNA from Phoenix dactylifera (date palm), 1606 nucleotides. Its product is annotated as protein REVEILLE 8-like. The record is from RefSeq and is a predicted model, not a curated record. Lineage: Eukaryota; Viridiplantae; Streptophyta; Magnoliopsida; Arecales; Arecaceae. Gene Ontology annotation, molecular function: DNA binding.